UUCCCACUCUCAGGCCCGCGUACCCGGGUCCUUCGGGGUUUUGUGCUGCUGAGCGAUGGCGGGGGAUGGGAGCAGAUCGAGCUCCAACUAUCUCAAUUCAAGCAUUUGCAACUCGGAAAACAAAAUCAAAAUCCUUCCAUCAGCUUUAGAUCUUGAGAAAAUCACCUUUGUUCUACCUCCUCUUAUUCUGGACCUUUCCACCCGAGGUGAAGAAAUAUCUCAUCCCAGCGGGAAAACUGCUCUGUGUCUGAAAUGAAGUUUUCUGUUGUAACUCAGUGAAAUCCACUGGAACCAGCACUGACAACACACCAGCAUUUGUUCACUGGAGAUCAGUUCUUCCACUGCAUUGAGAGUGCGAGGGAUUCACUACAUCUGACAUCUCACUUGAUGAGUUGCCAGAGAAUUGAUAAAGAGCUGAGGGAAGGGAUUCACUCCCUUGUUCCACCUGCAGUCACACCCUCAAGUUCACACUGAGCAGAGGCUGUUGACCUGUUCUGUGUUGGCAGGGAUUCACUCAGUUAUCCAGUGGACAGACACCAGAGAACUCACACCAGGGAGAGACCAUUCAGCCGCUCAGACUGGGAGGGGAUUCACUCUGUCAUCUCAACUGAAGGUAUAUUAGCGAGUUCACACUGAGCAGAGGUCAUUCACCUGCUCAGACUGUGGGAUGGGAUUCACUUUGUCAUCCAACCAGCAGAGACACCAGCGAGUUCACACUGGGGAGAGACCAUUCAUCUGCUCUGAAUGUGGAAAGGGAUUUAUGCAGUCAUCUCAUCUGAAGGUACAUCAGCGAGUUCACACCGGGGAGAGGCCAUUCGUCUGCUCAGUCUGUGGGAAGGGUUUCAUUCAGUCAUCUCAUCUGAAAGUGCAUCAGCGAGAUCACACUGGGGAGAAGCCGUUCACCUGCUCACAAUGUGGGAAAGCAUUCACUCGGUCGUCUGAACUGAAGGUACAUCUGCGAAUUCAUACUGGGGAGAAGCCGUUCAUCUGCUCGGACUGUGGGAAGCGAUUCACUCGGUCAUCUGAACUGAAGGUACAUCAGCGAAUUCACACUGGGGAGAAGCCGUUCAUUUGCUCAGACUGUGGGAAGGGAUUCACUCGGUCAUGUGACCUAAAUACACACCAGUUAGUUCACACUGGGGAGAGACCAUUCGCAUGCUCGGACUGUGGGAAGGGAUUCACUCAAACAUAUGAUCUACUGGCACACCAACGAGUUCACACUGGGGAGAGGCCAUUCACCUGCUCACAAUGUGGGAAGGGAUUCACUCACUCAUCCAACCUCCAGAGACACCUCCGAGUUCACACUGGGGAGAGGCCGUUUACCUGCUCAGACUGUGGAAAAGGAUUCACUCAGUCAUUUUACCUACUGGCACAUCAGUCAGUUCACAUUGGUGAGAUGCCGUUCACCUGCUCAGACUGUGGGAAGGGAUUUCCUCGUUCAUUUCAACUGAAGGUACAUCAGCGAGUUCACAGUGGGGAGAGGCCAUUCACCUGCUCAGAUUGCGGGAAAGGAUUCACUCGGUCCUAUGACCUACUAGCUCACCAGCGAGUUCACACUGGGGAGAGGCCGUUCACCUGCUCAGACUGUGGGAAGGGGUUUACUCAGACAUAUGACCUACUAGCUCACCAGCGAGUUCACACUGGUGAGAGGCCAUUCACCUGCUCAGAAUGUGGGAAGCGAUUCACUCACUCAUCCAACCUACAGAGACACCUGCGAGUUCACUCUGGGGAGAGGCCGUUCAUCUGCUCAGAUUGUGGGAAGGGAUUCACUCAGACAUAUGACCUACUAGCGCACCAACGAAUUCACACUGGGGAGAUGCCAUUCACCUGCUCAGAAUGUGGGAAGGGAUUUCCCUGGUCUUUUCAACUGAAGGUGCAUCAGCGCAUUCACACUGGGGAGAGACCUUUUAGUUGUUCAGACUGUGGGAAGGGGUUCACAGACUUAUCCAACCUACAGAGACACCAGCGAGUUCACACUGGGGAGAGGCCAUUCACCUGUUCUGUGUGUGGGAAGGGAUUCACCCGAGCAUCCGGCCUACAAACACACCAAUCUGUUCACACUGGGGAGAGGCCAUUCACCUGCUCAGAUUGUGGGAAGGGAUUCACUCAGUCAUCUCAUCUGAAGGUACACCAGCGAGUUCACACUGGAGAGAGGCCGUUCACCUGUUCUGUGUGUGGGAAGGGAUUCACUCGGUUAUCCAGCCUACAGGCACACCAGCGAGUUCACACUGGGGAGAGGCCAUUCACCUGCUCAGACUGUGGGAAGGGAUUCACUCAGCCAUCUAACCUGAAGGUACAUCAGAGAGUUCACACUGGGGAGAGGCCAUUCACCUGCUUAGAUUGUGGGAAGGGAUUCAUUCAGUCAUCUGACCUACUGGUACACCAGAGAGUUCACACUGGGGAGCGGCCGUUCAUCUGCUUAGAAUGUGGGAAGGGGUUCACUCAGUCAGCUCACCUGAAGCUACACCGGCGAGUUCACAGCGGGGAGAGUCCAUUCACCUGCUCAGACUUUCGGAAGAGAUUCACUUAGUGAUCUGACCUACUGGCAUGCAGACACUUCAUGAUGGGGUGAGGCCGUUCCCCUGCUCUGAAUGUGGGAAGGGAUUAAUUUGACCAAUUUACCUACUGGAAGAUUUAAUUUAGCUGCUCAGACUGUGAAGGGAUUCACUCACUCAUCCAACCUACAGAGGCACCAGUUAGUUCACACUAUGGUGAGGCCGUUCACCUGCUCAAACCGGCAAAAUGAUUUACUCUUUUAUGUGACCUACUGGUACAUUAGAAAGUUCACACUGAGGAGAGGCCGUUCACCUGCUCAGACUGGUGUAAUGAUUUACUCGGUUAUAUGACCUACUGGUACAUCAGCAAGUUCACACUGGGGAGAGGCUGGUCAAUUGCUCUGCGUGUGUGUGAAGGGAUUCACUCGGUCAUUUCACCUACUGGCACAUAGUAAGUUCAGAGUGGGAGGUAGCUGUCCGCCCACUCUGAUUGUGGGAAGGAAUUCACUUUGUCAUCUCGACUGAUGCCACACCAGUCAACUCUCACUGGGAGAAGCCACUCACCUGCUCAGACUGUGGUUUGGGAUUCACUCAGUCAUUUCACACUGGACACUGUGUGUUCACUUGCUCUAAAUGUGGGAAGAAAUUCACUUAGUCAUCUAACCUUGUGACACACUGCUGAGUUUACAGUGGGUAAAAGUUAAAUAAGCUGCAUGUUAGAUAUUUAUCUCUAACUUGAAUAAAAGUGACUUUUGGUGUUUAACUCUGCAAUUAUUGCUGCUGCUUAUCACACCCAGUUCCGCACCCUGGCUACUGGCAUGUUCAUCAGUAAUGUGACUAGAGUUUAAUAUUCUAGAUCUGUGACUAAUAAAUCGUUUCUAAACUCUAUCUCAGGUACUUAAUAAACUUAUAACACUCAGUGUGCAGUAGGGCAUCAACUCAGCCAGCUGGUCCCUGCCAGUGUUUCUGUUCCACAACAAUUCUUUUCAAUCCAUUCCUGCUGUUCACUUCUCACUCUUCCCAUGGUGAUGGGUUCCAAACAGUACCACUCUGUUAGCAACUUUAAAUUCCUGGGUGUUACUAUUUCAACGGACCUGUCAUGGAUAUGCAAUUGCAAAGAAAGCAUGAUAGCACAAUUUCCUUACAAGUCUGUGGUGAUUCAGCGUGGCUUCAAAAACUUCCAUAGUCUUUUGACUAGUUGCAUCAUGGCCUGGUAUGGAAGCACCAAUGCCUUUGAAUAGAAAACCCUACAAUUGGUAGUAGAUUUGGCCCAGUACAUUCCCAAGUAAAGCUCUCCCAACCAUUGAGCACAUCUACAUGAAACAUUGCCGUAGAAAAGCAGCAUCCAUCACCACCCAGGCCACGCUCUUUUCUUGCUGCUGCCAUCAGUAGAAGAGGCCCAGGACUUGCAUUGCCAGGUUCAAGAACAGUUACUACCCCUCAACCAUCAGGUCUUCAACAAAACAGGAUAACUACAUUCACUUAACAAUCUACUGAGAAGUUCCCACAACAAAUGAUCUCAGUUUAGGGAUUCAUUGUCUUGUCAUUUCAUAAUCUUGUUAUUUAUUGCAAUUUGAUUAUAUCUUAAUUUGCAUAGUUUGUUGUCUGCUGCUCUCUACUUCAUCUUUCAUUGAUCCUGUUGUACUUACUAUUCCAUAGAUCUGCUAAAUAUGCAGAUAGGGAAAAUGAAUCUCAGAGUGGUAUGUGGUGACAUAUAUGUACUCUGACAAGAAAAAAAAUACUUUGACUUUGACUUUAUGGGUGAGGAGAUUUCCCUUGAAUUUCCUGCAUGACUUUCUGCAGACUGAAGAAGAAGAUGUGUUGACUGCAGUUAUGUUUGACAUGUUCUUUGUCCUUUAAAUCUCUGGGCCAAGGACAAAUGACAUUGUUAGUUAACCUACAUACUCCUUGCUCAUUUCAAUGUUAGGUGCCAUUUUCACUGCUUCUAAAGGGCAGUGUAUAGGUUAUUACAGCUGUCCUCUAAAUUCUGAAAAAGCAGAGUGGGGAACAGAGACAGGUCAUAAGGCAGAGAGUGGAGCUCUGGAUAAGAUCAUAUGAUGAGCAGGGAAAUAGAGCAGGGGGCGUAGCAAAGCGUGACAAGGGUAUCAACACUUGGAGGCUGAUUGACAGAAAAAAUAAGUUAAUUGUUGACAUACUUUAUACUUUAUUGUUGCCAAACAAUUGAUACUAGAACGUACAAUCAUCACAGCGAUAUUUGAUUCUGCACUUGUUGAGGCUGUUACUUAAGGAAGCUCAUAAAAUAUUGACAGGAUUAGUGGCAUUUGGUAGAGGGGAGGUAAUACUUGCAAACACUUUCAAUGGCACUGUUCUCACCCAGAGAUAUGUGAGAUUCAGAAUGUACUAUCACUGCAAUUCGAAUGGGCAACUAUGGAGAGUCUGUUGGAGCUGACUGUUUAAUCUUAAUUGUCAUGUUCUUUGCAGUUUAACAAUUAAUUAUUGCUUGUAUUUUAAGUAGAUUUUAUAUGCCUGGCAGUUUAAUGUGCCUCUAGUGCAGGGGUCGGCAACCUUUUUGCCUCUGUGGGCCAGAUCGCGUAUUAAUGAGCGGAGGGUGGGCCAGAUAAAUGCCAUAAAAAACGUGAAAUAUGGGAAUUAUCCAUUUAAAUACAUAUAGUUAUGUUUGGUCUCAAAUUAAUGAAUAACGCAUGCUAGAAAAUCAUUUGUGCUUAAGGUUGUCUACCCCUGCUGUAGUGGCUGUACAAUGUAUAAUUCUGGAAGAUUCUUUGUAUUUUAUGAAGUGAGUAAGUGUUUUGUCAUUGGUUAAUUUCUACUGCAGUAUUGACUGUUCUUUCUAAUUGUAUUAUUAUCUAUAGAUUUGAGUGGAUUUUUUCUUACCUUGGGUUAAAGAAGUAGCUGCUUUAUGUUUUUCUCUGUUCGUCAGGUUGUGGACCUCUGUCACUGUUCUGCUCCUCUUCUAUUAACUUUGAAUAAAUCAAUCAUGAAGCAACAAAUUUUAUGCCUCGUUCCUGACUUCUAAACAAACCUCAGAUUUCAACACCAAAGUCCACUAGUUGGCAUAGCCGGCAGGAUUUAGAGCUCGGAACAAUCGAAAACAAAGAGAGCAUUUUCAGAUCCUAAACAAAAGUGUUACAAACUUCCUUUUUGUUC
Molecule: messenger RNA, 5621 nt
Organism: Mobula hypostoma (lesser devil ray)
Lineage: Eukaryota; Metazoa; Chordata; Chondrichthyes; Myliobatiformes; Myliobatidae
Product: gastrula zinc finger protein XlCGF57.1-like
Exons: 2
Coding region: 668-2530 (620 amino acids)
Biological process (GO): regulation of transcription by RNA polymerase II
Cellular component (GO): chromatin; transcription regulator complex; PcG protein complex
Molecular function (GO): RNA polymerase II cis-regulatory region sequence-specific DNA binding; DNA-binding transcription factor activity, RNA polymerase II-specific
Source: RefSeq, a predicted model, not a curated record